Molecule: messenger RNA, 951 nt
Organism: Calypte anna (Anna's hummingbird)
Lineage: Eukaryota; Metazoa; Chordata; Aves; Apodiformes; Trochilidae
Gene: HOXD13
Product: homeobox D13
Exons: 2
Coding region: 1-951 (316 amino acids)
Biological process (GO): regulation of transcription by RNA polymerase II
Molecular function (GO): RNA polymerase II cis-regulatory region sequence-specific DNA binding; DNA-binding transcription factor activity, RNA polymerase II-specific
Source: RefSeq, a predicted model, not a curated record
AUGUGCAAGGCCAUGAGCAAAACAGCGAGCUGGGAGAUGGACGGACUGCGCAGCGACAGCAGCGGCGGUGGCGGCGGCAGCGGCGGAGCCCCGGGGCAGUGCCGUAAUUUUCUCUCCUCGCCCGUUUUCGGGGCGGCACACACGGGCCGAGCAGCAGUCGCCGCCGCUGCCGCCGCCGCCGCCUCGGGGUUCACCUACGCCGGUGGAGGGGACCGUUCGGGGGCGGCGGCGAGGCCUGACCCCCCGGCCAAGGACUGCCCAGGCUCCACCGCACCGGCUGCCGCCCCCGCUCUCGGCUAUGGGUAUCACUUUGGCAAUGGAUACUAUAGCUGCAGGAUGUCCCACGGAGUUGGGAUCCAGCAAAACGCCCUGAAAUCUCCCUCCCAUGCCUCAAUUGGCGGCUUUCCUGUGGAAAAGUACAUGGACGUCUCCAGUCUGACCAGCACGAGUGUCCCAGCCAAUGAAGUCUCCUCAAGGGCGAAGGAAGUAUCCUUCUACCAGGGCUAUACAACCCCUUACCAGCACGUUCCUGGUUACAUAGACAUGGUCUCAACGUUUGGCUCUGGGGAACCGAGACACGAAACAUACAUAUCAAUGGAGGGCUAUCAGUCUUGGACUUUGGCUAAUGGCUGGAAUAGUCAGGUUUACUGUGCCAAAGAUCAGACACAGAGCUCACAUUUUUGGAAAUCGUCUUUUCCAGGGGACGUUGCACUAAACCAGCCCGAUAUGUGUGUCUACCGGCGUGGGAGAAAGAAGCGUGUGCCGUACACAAAGCUGCAGCUUAAAGAACUCGAGAAUGAAUAUGCCAUUAACAAGUUCAUUAACAAGGACAAGAGGCGAAGGAUAUCCGCAGCCACAAACCUGUCUGAGAGACAAGUUACCAUUUGGUUUCAGAACAGGAGGGUGAAGGAUAAGAAAAUAGUCUCCAAACUGAAAGACAAUGUAUCUUGA